GUCCUGAGAACUGAACAGAAUUGAUGUGUGACACUGAAACGAGCACACAUUGGUUCACUAGUCCUUACACUACAGUACACACUGAGGCUUUUAGUCAGCAAUGUACGGCCAAAGCCACAUCAGGUUCAAUAUCUUGCUGGGCUGGUGUUGCCUGCUCUCGGUCGCCGUCUUGGUUAUGGCUAUGGUACUCGCUACAGGAAUUAACAACAAAAGCCCAUCGAACGGGAUGCAGCAGGGGUCAACAGAAACUCCAGACCCUUUUUCUUAUUCUCAAGUAAUAGAUCUUCCCACAGGCACAAGAUCCCCUUUUGCUCAGACAUCUACAAAUCAUAUCCAUCUUGUUAGUGGACCAGAACAAGACAAUGAAACUUCCUGGCAGCAGGGCCAAAUGUGUUUUUGCAAGAAUACCUCCCUCCUGCUUAAGGACAACAGGGUCAAGAUCACAGUUGGAGGAUUCUACUACAUCUAUGCCCAGGUCUCCUUUAAGCAGGUGGAUAAGGGAACGGUUACUGUGAUUGCAAAUGAGAACAUACCUAAUAAAACGCCCCGCAAGCUCAUUGAGGCACAGCAGCACAGUCCAGGCACUGUGUCCAUGUCUGGUGUGAUCCUUCUGAAAAAAGGUGAUAGUGUGAAACUGGCCAUCUGGUCACUUAACAAGUCCAUGCUCUUGUUAAAGGAUGAGUCACAAACACACUGGGGUCUCUUUUUGUUUGCUAGGCAACAGGAUUAUUAGGUACAUGACAGGCUCUCUCUUCUUAAAUCAGAAUGGAAUAUACUGCAACAGCUUGUGAACAUAUGUCUACAUCUAAACAGAAUAUAUUGUAAUAUAUUUUUAGUGUAUUACAUUUCAAAUGGGUAAGCUUGAAUAAUGCUACUACUUUGUCGGUGCCUUAGCGGUGUCUUAGCUGUCGUAGCAGUCUCAAGGCUGUGCUUUCUGUAUCUUAGCAGGUCAGUGAAAGAGUUGGGAGUCACUGAUGCCAACAAGAAAAAACUGACAAAACAAACUUGACUCCCAAACAAAGAAACUCUCAGAUCCAUUCAUAAGCACCUAGAAACUGAAGAAACUUUGUGUCAAGGAGUGCACUGAAUUCCUAAAACUUGAGAACUGUGGAAGAAAAUGGGUUGAAUGUUUAGAAUCUGAAGUUGUCAUAUACUGUAUACAUAAUGUAUACAUUUGCUACAGCUUGCUGUAGCAUAUCCUUCCAUAAAAUCAUCGUCCAAGUAGUGAUUAACUACAAUUUCAUUGAGAAAUUGUACACGGCGAUCCAUAUUACAACAUCAAUCGACAGAACAAGAAGAAACACUGUGCAAUUUCUGCCCUGUUUUUCGAUCUGCUGUUCUAUGUGAACGGGUGAUUGUUCUCAGCCCUUAGUGGUGUAUAUGUCUGUUUAAAUGUUUAGGAUUUUCGUUUCUUAGGAUUUGUUUUUGUAAGAAUCUUAUUCUGUUCUAGAGACGUUUCAAUGUUUAUAGUAUAUUAGUUAUUUAUGUCUCUUAUUUAAAUGAAUUUACAUUCCUUUCAUUUCCUACAGUAUUUUUUCCCCCAAGAGUUGUGAAGUACAGUGUUAGUGUGACCCUAAUGUUAUAUGUAUAUAUGUAUGUAUGUGUAUGGUUUUGGAAUAAAAAAUAUAAAAGCAG
Pygocentrus nattereri (red-bellied piranha) is the source of this 1635-nucleotide messenger RNA. RefSeq names its product lymphotoxin alpha (TNF superfamily, member 1) (gene lta). NCBI's taxonomy places the organism in Eukaryota, Metazoa, Chordata, Actinopteri, Characiformes, Serrasalmidae. The transcript is spliced from 5 exons. The coding region runs from base 101 to 733 and encodes 210 amino acids. Gene Ontology annotation, cellular component: membrane. The record is from RefSeq and is a predicted model, not a curated record. Gene Ontology annotation, biological process: immune response. Gene Ontology annotation, molecular function: tumor necrosis factor receptor binding.